AUGGCAACCCACCUCUCCACCGCGACUGCCAUCCCCUCCCACCCUGCGCCCUACGCCCACCAUGCCUACCGCAAGUCGGCCCAGUACUCGCCCACGGGCACCCCCAUGAACGUCUCGCCCACGUCGCCGCGCGAGACGCCCAACAUGCUGCAAUACCACAGGAGCAUCCGUCCCGUCAAGCAGGCCCUCGGCGUCCCCGCCGCCCUCAGGAAGACGGAGCGCCCCGCCAAGCACUCUCCGCCCAAGCACGACUCGGCCUGCGCUUCACCUAGCACCGGCUGGGCCGUCAACGGCGGCUUCCCCAGCACAACCGACGGCGCCGCCACGCCCGUCUCCUACGUCAACAACGAGGACAUGCACAGCAUCUACAACGAGGUGCCCAUGUCGCCCAUGGCCGGCCCCAUCACACGCAACCAUUGGCAGGCAGACGGAUCCACAUCAGCAUGCUCGGCGCCCUCGUGCCAGGCACCCUUUGGCCUGUUCAACCGCCGCCAUCACUGCAGAAAGUGCGGCGGCAUCUUCUGCGCCCAGGACUCGUCCAAGCAGGUCCGCCUCGACGAACUUGCACGUUUCCAUCCCGAGGGCGAGUGGCACCGCGCCUGCGAUCGCUGCCACAGCUCGUUCCGCGAAUGGGAGCACCUCCGCCUGAGCCGCAGCAACAGCGAGAGCUCGAGCAACAGCGGCGCCGGAGCACAGCCCGUCCAAGCCCCCGUAGCAGCCAAGCGUCCGGAGGCCCGUGUCGGCAGCCUUGCGCAAAGCUUCCAGGGCGCCUGGAACUGGAGCACCUUUUAG
Molecule: messenger RNA, 792 nt
Organism: Ascochyta rabiei
Lineage: Eukaryota; Fungi; Ascomycota; Dothideomycetes; Pleosporales; Didymellaceae
Exons: 2
Coding region: 1-792 (263 amino acids)
Biological process (GO): protein transport to vacuole involved in ubiquitin-dependent protein catabolic process via the multivesicular body sorting pathway; protein targeting to vacuole
Cellular component (GO): ESCRT-0 complex
Molecular function (GO): ubiquitin binding; metal ion binding; phosphatidylinositol-3-phosphate binding
Source: RefSeq, a predicted model, not a curated record